Molecule: messenger RNA, 1067 nt
Organism: Salvia miltiorrhiza (redroot sage)
Lineage: Eukaryota; Viridiplantae; Streptophyta; Magnoliopsida; Lamiales; Lamiaceae
Exons: 3
Coding region: 371-595 (74 amino acids)
Source: RefSeq, a predicted model, not a curated record
UAUGUAGAUAAUGGUUUCAUAUACGUUUCAUUACUUUUGUAUUUUUAACUGUAGAGAUCCGAUCCGCAAAUGAGUUACUUAUUUAAUUAUAUACUAAUAGUUGACUCUUGUAAUUAUUAAAAAAACAUGGAUGGACAAGACUUAAUUAUGUGCGGGUUUCUCUACAGAAAGAGAAAAAAGAAUCUGCACUGCAAAUAAAUAUGGACCACACACACAGCAGAAAAAGGUAAAAUAUCGGUUGCCACAAUUUUUCUUUUUUUGAACUUGAAGGAAACAACGUGAGAAACGAAAUCGAAGUAGAACAUUCCAGAAUCCAGAUCAUCACAGAAGGCCUUGAGAUAUUUUCGGGCUUCUGGAACUCUCGUUAUCAAUGGGGUCUACUCCACAAUUCCAUUUUUUUGUUCUUAAAAAUGUGAGCCAGAGAUUGAAGAAAGAAAUUCGACGUGCUUAUCGUAAGCUUACAAUGCAAUGGCAUCCUGACAAACACAAAUUUCAGCAAAUUGAAGAAGCAUAUUCAGGGUUUCUCCGAUUUUGUUCAAGAAAUGGUGUCUCUCGUGAAUGGCACUUGCUCUGUUUAAUCAAGUAUUGGGCUUAGUUGGUGAAUUCGUUAUGAUGAAAUUGAUAUUGAAAACAGCAUGGAACAAGUGCAAGGCAUGUUUUGGGAGAUGGAUGCGAUUCCUAAAUGGACAUGUGAAGAAACAAGUUCAAAUAUGACUGUAACUUCUUCUCAUCAUCGCCAAGAGAUGGUAUUGAAGAAGUGAAGCCCAUGUUUUGAUACUCAUGUUAUUAAGAGUUUGAGGCCUUCUUGUAAAUAAAUGUUAUGCUUUUGCAUACUACUCUUGUGAUUCUAGGUAUCACUUGCAGUAAUUGAUCCACAGAAUUUUGCUUUGUGAAAAAUGAGAAUUAGUACUAGUAUUUUUUGCUGUUUUUACUAUUGGGCAUGUACAUGCACCAACCACUACCAAAAUAGACCGGCCACAUGCUAUUGUCGUGUUUAUGGAUGGAAACAUUAAUAUACGUUUCAAAUGGAUGAUUUACAAAGGUAUUCCACUAAGUUUAUUAUGAAG